Molecule: messenger RNA, 318 nt
Organism: Darwinula stevensoni
Lineage: Eukaryota; Metazoa; Arthropoda; Ostracoda; Podocopida; Darwinulidae
Source: the annotation of a GenBank genome assembly
AUGGAUUUAAAUGACUUGGUGAAAGCAUUUGAAGAAAAGUUUGGCGUUUCAGCAGCAGCGGUAGCCGUAGCAGGUCCUGCAGCGGCAGCGGCAGUUGCUGAGGAAAAAACCGAAUUUGAUGUGAUUUUGGCCGAUGCCGGCAGCAAUAAGGUUGGCGCGAUUAAAGCCGUGCGUGAACUCACGGGCUUGGGCUUGAAAGAAGCUAAAGACCUCGUUGAAGCAGCACCUAAAGCAGUAAAAGAAGGUGUUGAUAAAGCGACAGCUGAAGAAGCUAAGAAAAAAUUAGAAGAUGCUGGUGCGAAAGUCGAGCUCAAAUAA